Messenger RNA from Ilex paraguariensis (yerba mate), 1314 nucleotides. The record is from the annotation of a GenBank genome assembly. NCBI's taxonomy places the organism in Eukaryota, Viridiplantae, Streptophyta, Magnoliopsida, Aquifoliales, Aquifoliaceae.
CUACUUUUUACCGAACGGUCAGAAGCACAAUAAGCAUCACACCAGUAAAACUCCGGAUGGAGAAGACAGAGAUCGACGGUCAAGAUGGUCUGGAAUUCAAGCUUCUCCUUUCGUGUCCCUCUGGUCUCUCUCCAUCACAGGUGUUAGUAGUAUUCGAUGAAUCAUAUGAUAGGAUUCCCCAUUCGGACCUAGAUUUGGAAAACUCGAUUUCUGAGACAUGGGAACGGAGAGUUCAACAAAGCAAAUCAUUGUUCAAUGGGAAAAAGUUCAGGUACGGAGGAUACAACUGGUCUGGUGGGGACUAUUCCAACCAAGAGUCUCGUGUAUGUCUCCAUCUUGGCCUUACAGACUAUAGGACUUUUGUGGGAACAAACUUAAAUCCUUUGUGGCAAAGUUUUCUUGUUCCAUCAGAAGAUGAUUGUCUACAGUGUCAGCAUACCUCAAGUCCAUUGGGUAAUGGUGCGGUUGUGGAGACAAAUGAUAAGAAGAUACUUGUGCUGCAGAGAAGUAAUAAUGUUGGGGAGUUUCCUGGACACUUUGUUUUCCCUGGAGGCCAUCCAGAGCCUGAAGAAGUUGGGAUAAGUUCUCAUCAAUGUGACAAAGACUUGGAAUAUGCAGAACUAAGGAACAGAAAGGUUUCUCAGGAGAUGUUUGACAGCAUUGUGCGGGAAGUAGUAGAAGAAAUUGGAGUACCUGCGUCAACACUUUGCACACCCACCUUUAUUGGUAUAUCACGCAGGAUGUUGAAUGUCAGACCUACUGCUUUCUUCUUCAUCAAAUGCAGCCUUCAGACAGAGGAAAUUCAGCAACUAUAUUCUGGAGCUCAAGAUGGCUACGAGUCAACACAACUUUAUACUGUCUCAGUGAAUGAUUUGGAGAGCAUGACAACUAAAAUGCCUGGCUGCCACCAAGGAGGAUUUGCACUAUAUAAGCUGAUGGUAGAAACUUUGAAGGAGACCUAAGGGAAAGUUCAAGGUUGUUGCUGAAUCAAGGUUAUCAAGCCUUUUGUCUCUGCUGCUUUGCACGACAUUUAGCUGGCUUCAAGAUUUCUUCUCUCAGUAUGACUCCUUUUCAGCGGACAAAAUACCAGAACUAUAUUUGUGCACUGCUUAUACAGGAAUGAUUAUGUGGGUUUUGUAUCCCCCACCCCCAAAGAUAUUUUCAUGCCAAAACUUAACUUCAAUGUAUCCCUUUGCCAUCUCAACCAGAAUGUUUCGAAUAUAUGCAAGUUCGUUAUAGAAUAUUACAAUAAUGAUAUUGAGACUCUUUUUGUGUGUCCAUGUGCCCCUUGCUUACUAUUUCACUGUGUUCAAU